AUGACGACGUCGAAUCGCUCCAACCCAGAGCCCUCCGGCCGCUCGCCAGACACUCGCCUCGACUCGGAUGCGCGGCCGCACCCCACACGUCGUGAGGGCGAUGCCCGUCACCAUGACACGCCCAGUGUCGUGCAUGAUGAUGGGCGCCACGAUCAUCCGCUCCCUCAAAUUGCCAACAUAUCCAGUCCUGACACGCCUGGGGGCCCGCAAGGUGGACGAAUGCCAUCGUCCAGUCCGCAUCCAGGAAACACAACGCCUGACUCGCAUCUCGAACAUGGGCUCCGCGUGGAGAAGCGUAAACACCGCGCUGCCGGCUUCCUGCUGCCCUCCGCUCUGCGCGAUGUAAGACGUCAUCGCAGCCGUGAGGCCGGCGGUUCCAAUGCCAAGGGCAAGGACAAACUCCCUGCCAAUGCCACAUCUGCUGCCAGUCAUUUGGCUUCGCCCGGCAGAUCGAGCGGAACGUCGAUGCGGAGCUCGCCGCUCGCCCAGGUCGUUGUGAGCCCACGCACGAGCUAUGCGGACGUGGGCAGGGCGAGGCCCUCCACGGAGGUAGACAGCAGACCAGCUAGCCUGGCCAGCAGCUCGCAGCCCAGGCCCAGCAGCGAGUACCCGUCCACCGUGGACGAGGCGGUGGCCGGUCAGCAGCAUUCGGCGGCCAUAGAUCCUGCUCAGAUUGUGAGCAUGGCGCUGAACCUGAGCGAAGGCCGGAGGCGACAUCUGAGUGCUGGCCAGCUGCUGCAACACCAGACGGGCGCCGCCAGACGUGCCACCUCCGUGGCCAUGCCUUCGCCCGGCGUGCUGCAAGGCAGCUUUCAGACCGCCGGUCAUUCUGGCAGCCUCGGCCAGGCUCUGCGCCAGCAAAAGCGAGGCUCCAGGAAUAACUCGCCUUCUUCAGGCAAGGGGACGCCGAAAAGGCACAAAUCCGUCGUGCAGCCGUUCAUGUCGCCCGAGCCGACCUCAGGCUCCUACGCGUCGCCCGACAUAUUCUACAGGUUCUCUCCGGCGACACUGGCAAGAGUAGAAAAGGCACGGCAGUACAUAGAACUGUCGGUGGAGUACAGGCGCUUGCUGGACUAUCUUCCUCCCUUGCGUCCGGAGUCUAGCACUUCAGGACAAUAUGAGCUGGCCACGCACAGCGUGCCUGGUACGCCAAAUGUGGAGAUCACGCGAAGCCCCACUGCGACAGGCAAUUCCAAGCCGGACUUAGGUCGCACCUACGAUCCUUUGCAGCUGAUCAGAAAUCGCAAGCUGCGCAUGCGAAGUCGGAUCUAUCUGAAUCCAGAUGUCGAGCGGUUUUCAAACAUCGACACCGUCAGGAAAUGGAUUGACGAGGUGGAAGAUGUUUCACAUCGGCCAGACUAUCGUGGCACCGACAAGGUACACCUUCCAUUACUUACGGAUGACAGUAGCUCCAUCAUGGCGGUGGCUGGGCAUCAGAGAACCGACAGCACAAAUCUUCCCAAGCGACAACGGAGCGAUUGGUUCUUCACGCCGGCCGAACAUCUCGCAGAUGCAUACUGGAUGGAGCAGGACUCCAACAAACGUCUCAUUGAGAAUAGGCUUGGCAAUAAGAUCUUCCCCCCGCUGGCGACUGCUGAACUCUCUCAACAAAGAGCAAGCUACGAGAGUCGCCGUAGCCAUCGUAGUUUGAAGGGUUCGAUCGUCACCUCGAAUGGAUCAUUUGAGCGACAAGAAAAUGUGAGCGAGGAAGACAAUGACAGCAUGCGCGGACGCAGGCAGCACACGCGAGGCCACAAACGAGACGAGAGUAGAGGCCGACUGAAGCAGGUUUGGCAGAAGGCAAGACGCAAAUCACGCAGCUCAUCCUCCGGCCUCUCGAGCUCCGACGAGGGGCCAUGUGGUCCACCCAAGCGCAAGCCUAUGCCACGCUUGACAUCUGCAGGUGACAACAUUGGGUCUUUGGAUCUGCAUAUGAAUCAGCUUCUGAAUGCACAAACCCCCGAAAAGACGUCAGAUCUUGUCUCGCCGGACACACCAAACAAAUGGGGUGACGCCGGGACAAAGCCUCAGCUUGCAGAUGUGGAACACAAAUACUCUGAUUCCGAUCACAUCCCACCGGAAAGCGCCGUAAAGGGCGGCGGCCGAAAGGGAGAUGUUCGAACGCCCGAUUCGUUGAGAGGAAGACGUCGCGUGGGCAAUGAAUCACGGUCGUCUUUUGAGGAUCUUUACUCCACUGUUCCAAACUCUCCUGCGCUAAUCGCGGAAGCACCGUCCAUCAGCAUGGAUUUUUCACCAGCAGGCAGUCGUGCUGCGUCACCCCCAAGGAGGUUAGGCAAGCCAUUACUCCCAUUCAUGCGAACCGAACAUCACAAGUCGAGUAAAAAGGGCGCGGGAAGAGACGACGGUCAUCAAAGUUCUAGGCAGACCAGCGCUGAAGUCACCUCAAAUCCCCGUGACAGUCUCGAGGUGCCAACUACUGUGGAUCACCAGAAACUUCUUCGCCACAAAACCAACACUAGUGUGCACGACUUCACGGUCGUCGACGGCAAGGAGCCGAAGGAGCCGAAAGAGCCAAAGGAGCCUCAGUCUGCAGUCCGAAGAUUCUUUAAGGGCGGGAGGAUCGGAGAGAUAGUGAGGAGUGAGAGCACGAAGAUGACGGGCCGUGGUCGCAAGCGUGACAUGCCUCAAGGUGACGGCAAACUCCAUGAGCAAAGUUCCGAAUCGGAGUCCAUGGAUGAAUCAGACACCGAGGAUACAGAGCUGAACUCGAAUAGAGACAGGCCUACUUUGUCACAUCGAUCUACCACGGGCUGGUCAACCAAGUACAACAGUGAUAAGCUUCCAUCCUUCCGCUCCGCAAAAUUAGACGGAAGGGACCGACGUGGCUCUGAUCAUAUAACAAAACAGCAACGCGAACUCCAAAAUAACCGUUCUCCAAGGUUCGAUUCUCUCGCACCUCCAGGGCUCGACCUCACUCGCAUCAGCAGCAGCACAUCGAACUUUGCGGAUAUCAGUCGCGUGAACACAAAGGCCAGCGAGUCCUCGCGCGAGGACCGUCGCAACGCGCAAGCCUUUGCCUCUCACAACCGUAAUCGUUCCCGACUUGGCUCGCGUCUCGAGGCCAUUCUCGACGUGCCAGGCACAGUAGUCAGCGGCAAUCUUCCGGUAACGGGCCUUGCGGAGUACAGCAACGAGAGACCGCCGGCGCGACCAAGCAUGAAGGACAAGCGGCAAUGGAGUAUCAGCGACAAGCCACGCUCACAUUCUCGUGGUCCUCCCGAAGCAACGUUCGACGCAGCGGAGAUCGCCCGUGUCAAGGCGCUGCUCUUGUGCUCCGGUAUCAAGGCCUCGGUGAUUACAGCCCGUGCAGAUCGGCCCCGUCUCCCCCAGCCCGACUUCCUAGUCAAGGCAGCCGAGACGUGCAGCACCGAAGUCACUAUCGUCAAACGCAGUGAGGAGCACGUGCUCGCCGCUAAACUGCUCACCACACACCUAGAAUCCGAGACAAGCGCCCUCCACGAGGACGCGGAGCGCUUCCUGGAGGGACCGGCAAACAGACUAAGGAGGGACCUUGAAGACAUAAAGGAGGCGGUGAAUCAGUGCAUCAAGACGGCGCAGAAUCUGGGAGAUUCGUGCAUAGGCUUUGGCUCUGAGGUCACUGGGCAGAGGACGCUACAAGUUCGACAGGUGGUAGAUCAACUGGAGAAGCUCGCGAGAGCAAGGCGGAGGCGACUAAGAUGGUUGAGACGAUUGGGCUUUGGGCUCGUGGAGUGGGGGGUCGUGCUCUUCAUGUGGUGGAUAUGGCUACUGGUCGUAGUAGUCAAGAUGGUCUGGAGUGUGGUGCGCGCCGUGGGUGUGACCAUCAAGUGGGUUCUCUGGCUAUGA
Verruconis gallopava is the source of this 3846-nucleotide messenger RNA. RefSeq lists its product as uncharacterized. NCBI's taxonomy places the organism in Eukaryota, Fungi, Ascomycota, Dothideomycetes, Venturiales, Sympoventuriaceae. The transcript has a single exon. The coding region runs from base 1 to 3846 and encodes 1281 amino acids. The record is from RefSeq and is a predicted model, not a curated record.